GACAUUCCAUCAGAUGUGGUCAUAGUAGUAUUUGUUAUUGUGUUCGAAUUUCGAAUCGAACAUGCUUUCGAACUGUCAAAGUGGAGAACACAUUGUUUCUCGAAAUUCCAUCAGAUUUGUGACAUAAAUAUUGUGAAAUUGAGAUUUAGAUUUAAGUAAAAUGUGGUCCAGAACAAUGAAUCGGAAUUUGGUGCAGAGAUCGUUGGUGUGUUUUCAAAAUCGCAACAUUCACUCGAGUAUAGUGUGUCAUGGGUAUAAACAUCAAACCGACAAGGGAGCGAUAAAGCCAAAUUCAAAAUUGCGAACUGAUUUGAACAAAAAUAGUGACCGGUUUCUUUACAAUCCAAAGAAUGAAAUUCCGCUGUUUGGUUACGAUGACCCAGACAAAUUUGGCUCGUUGAAUCGUCAAGUGUCUGAACCUGAGCCGGACGAAGGUGACAUCGCCGAUGACGAGCACUAUCGUAAUAUUCCGCUUCGCCGAGAUCAGUUGUCACAAAAACGAUACACAGACAUGGUGAAAAGGUUUAUACGUGAUCGACGUAUGAAGGAGGCAAUUGAUGUACUUGAGGUUCGAAUGAAAGAGGAUCGAGUGAAGCCCGACUACUACAUUUAUGAAUUGCUAAUCAUGGAAUGCGGUCGACUUGGUUACACAAAAAAAGCAUUUAAACUGUACAAUCUCAUGAAGAAAAGAGACCUAAGAAUUAACGGUCAAGUGUAUGCAGCGUUGUUUAGUGCUUGUGCAAAUACGAUUCAUCCAUCAGUUGGUCUGGAACUGGCAAAAAAUCUGCGAAAGUCUUUGAUUCAAAACGAGUAUAUCCCCAAUGAGAUCAUUUACAAUACAAUGAUAAAAGCGUUCGGUCGAUGUGGUGAUAUCGACACGGCCUUUCAACUCGUCGACGAAAUGAAGGAUAGAAAAUUGCUAAUGAAAGUUCAUACAAUGAAUCAUUUGCUGCAAGCUUGUUGCUCGGACAAAGCAUAUGGUUUUCGGCAUGCGCUAAUUGUAUGGCAUAAAAUCUAUCAUCACAAAAUGGUUCCCGAUAUUCAUAGUUUUAACUUGAUGAUUCGAUGCACUCGCGAUUGUGGCAUUGGUGAUACGGAUGAAAUGCGAAAAGUCAUCGCGAAUAUUCUACAAAGUAGUCAAGCCGCCGUUAAAUUGAGAUCGAGUAAAAAACAACAAGUUUUAUUCAUUGAAGAUAAACCCAAAAAAGCAAUUAACGCCGCUACAAAUGAAGGUGAAAACAGCGAUUUGGUGGAACAGUCUGGAUUGAAAAAUGAACUUGCAUCAAAAAGUGUGUGUGAUCAAAUGCCAAAUCUCCUCACAAAAUUACCGCAUUUGGGCUCAGUUGUGAAAUUAUCCAUGGUGCAAACACCUGAAGAUCGACUUAUGCUUCUAGGCGGCGUGAAAGGAAUCAUUGAUGAAUUCGAGGAGACCAAAGUUCGACCGAAUGUUAAAACAUUCUCGCAGUUGCUGUACACAAUACCAUCGACACGCGAGGCUGAACACGAUUUGAUUCAACAAAUGCGGUAUAUGAGAGUUCGAGCGGACAUCGACCUCUUCAAUUUGCUUAUCAAACGGCGCAUUCUUCGAAACGAUUAUGAUGGUGCAAAGCAAGUUUUGAAUAUGAUUGCCAAGGUGAAUUUAAUUCCGGAUAUUGUGACUUAUGGCGUGCUGGCAAUAGGAUGUAAGACACGGGAACAAGCUCAAGAAUUCCGAGAGCGGCUUGAUGAAAAGGGAAUCAGAUUGAACAACGAAAUUCUGGGUGCCUUAUUGAAAAAUGCCACUUUCAUAAAAGACUAUGACUACGUCAACGAUGUUCUCGAGUAUGCAAUGAUCGAAAACAUUAAGCCAUCGCUUCGAUUUACCGAAAUUCUGGGUACUUUCAAAAAUGGUCGCUAUUACAAGUUGCAAAACAAUGACAACAAUGAAGAGCUUGCCAAGUAUAAUGCGUUCUACAAAGUUUAUAAAAAGUGGAAAUCGCAAAUGGAAUUGACCGGCUUAUCGACCGAUGAAGUGAAAAAAUUAUUGUAUGUGCAUCCGUGGGGGCAGUUGAAAGAAGCCGAAGGUGAAGGCAUCGAAGACGUGAAAAAUAUAAAUACAAGACGUCUUUGGAAGCGGCAACGCGUUCUCAAAAAACUAAACUCAAGUUGCAUCGAAAAAAUACAUAGUCAAAAUAAAACACACGAAAAUUCAGAGAGAAAAGAGCCAACAGAAAAUCCAGAGCAAACCAACAAGAAAUAGAUUUAGUUUUUUUUAGCCAUUUAAUUUCGAUAGUUUUAUAUUAAAUAAAAGAAAACAACAUUUAAA
Messenger RNA from Sitodiplosis mosellana (orange wheat blossom midge), 2305 nucleotides. Its product is annotated as pentatricopeptide repeat-containing protein 1, mitochondrial-like. The record is from RefSeq and is a predicted model, not a curated record. Gene Ontology annotation, molecular function: protein binding; tRNA binding. NCBI's taxonomy places the organism in Eukaryota, Metazoa, Arthropoda, Insecta, Diptera, Cecidomyiidae. The coding region runs from base 161 to 2239 and encodes 692 amino acids. The transcript has 3 exons. Gene Ontology annotation, cellular component: mitochondrial matrix. Gene Ontology annotation, biological process: tRNA 3'-end processing.